GAGGGAGUACGGACGCACUACGUAAGAUCGGAAUGGCCACCUCGGAUUUCGUUUUGGGCGGUGUGGCUGCCAUGGGUGCUGGUCUUUUCACCAAUCCGGUGGAAGUGAUCAAGACUCGCAUUCAACUGCAGGGAGAACUGGCCGCCAAAGGAUCACAUGCUCAGCCUUAUCGAAGUGUAUUCCAGGCCUUUGUUACAGUGGCCAAAAAUGAUGGAAUCAUGGGCUUGCAGAAGGGUCUGGCACCAGCUUUAUGCUUCCAAUUUGUUAUAAACUCUUUCAGACUGAGCAUUUAUACGCAUGCUUUGGAGCAAGGCUGGGUGCACAAUAGCAAAAAGGAGAUCUCGUUUUCUCGGGGACUUUUCUGGGGCGCCUUGGGCGGCGUUGUGGGGUCCUAUGCCGCCAGUCCUUUCUUUAUGAUCAAGACCCAACUCCAGGCACAGGCCGCCAAGCAGAUCGCCGUUGGUUAUCAGCAUCCGCACACCUCGAUGAGCGAUGCGAUAAGACAGAUAUACCGGAGGAGCGGCGUUUUCGGACUCUGGCGCGGAUCUAUGGCCAAUGUGGGCAGGGCAACGGUAGCAUCCGCUGUUCAAAUCGCCACCUUCGGACAGGCCAAAUCAAUGCUCAAGGACAGUGGUCUAGUUAGUCAUCCCACCUUACUGUCCUUUUGCUCUGGGCUGACGGCUGGAUCGUUUGUUUCCAUUGCCAUCACUCCGCUGGAUGUGAUCACAACCAGACUAUAUAAUCAGGGAUUGGACGCUCAAGGCAGGGGCCUUUACUACAGGGGAUGGCUGGACUGUGUCCUUAAGAUCCUUCGCUCGGAGGGAUUGCACGGCUUUUACAAGGGUUUCUGGCCUAUAUAUUUACGAAGUGCUCCCUACUCGACUCUGGUUCUAUCCUUCUUCGACGAACUCAUUUCGCUAAGAGAAAAGUAUAAUCUUCAUUAGGAAAUUAUAAAAAUAAAAAUAAAAUA
Molecule: messenger RNA, 970 nt
Organism: Drosophila bipectinata
Lineage: Eukaryota; Metazoa; Arthropoda; Insecta; Diptera; Drosophilidae
Product: solute carrier family 25 member 35-like
Source: RefSeq, a predicted model, not a curated record